AUGCAUGCGUCCUAAUUAAGCCAAAUCUCUCUUCCCCUUCACACCUCUCUCUCUCUAUCUCUCUCUCUCUCCACGGAUCUCUUCCUCAAAACCCUAGAUCUCCCUCUCUCUCUCUCUCUCUCUCUCUCUCUGCCUUGUUUAGAAGUUUCCCUCACUUUGCACAUAACACGAACUAGAUUACUCUUCUUCCAGGGGGUGCGCAUUUGCCAGAUCUGUGGGGUAACACUCUCGUUUGCCUCAAAAACCCUAAUAUUUCUGGCGAUUGUUGUUUCACGCGUACUGGAUCUGCUUGAAUUUGAUCGUCGGAAGCUAUGAAUGGUGUUUGGUAGCCAAAAAAAAAACUUUUGACUCUGUGAUAUCACGAAUGGCAAUGCCGCCGGGAAGUGUGAUUCCGUCGGAUAAAAUGCAGUUUCCGGCCGCCUCAGCUCCCCCCGCCGGGCAUUGGAUCCCUGACGAACGUGAUGGGUUUAUCUCGUGGUUGCGGUCGGAAUUUGCCGCGGCCAAUGCCAUCAUCGACUCGCUCUGUCAGCAUCUCCGCGCCAUUGGGGAUCCUGGCGAGUAUGAUGCUGUGAUCUCUGCUAUUCAUCAGAGGCGGUUCAACUGGACGCCUGUUCUUCAUAUGCAGCAGUAUUUCCCAGUGGCUGAUGUGGUUUACACGCUGCAGCAGAUAGCUUGGAAGCGGGAGCAGCAGCCACAGGCAUUGCCACCUCCGAGACAUUUCGUCUCGGAUCAUGGGAAAUUCGGGGGAACAGAGUUUAGGAGAUCAGGUCCAGGUACUUACAAGCUACCGGGUGGUCAGAGAGGAGCUGCGGCGACAGUGAAAGAUGGGCAGAAUUCGAAUUUGGAUUGCCAUAGUGUUGAUCGGUAUGAGAAACGAGAGGAAUCUAAACUAGGUGGUAGAGGGAACAGUGGGAAGGACAAGGAUGAUAAUGCAUUGUCUGUUGCAGAGGAGAAGAGAGGGACAGAAGGUAGUGAGAAUCUAGAGGCCAAUAGUGGAAACUCAAAAGAUUCAGGGAAUUCUGAAGAAUCUGAGAUAGUCAUUUCGGAAACUCAAGCAGGGCUGGCUAACCAUAAAUCUAACUUGGGUUCAAAAGUUUUUCUUGCAGACAGCAGUCUCUCUUCUGAGCAAAAACAGAAUGAGAUAGAGAAAGAGAGUCCUAGAAGCAAGGCAAAGGCGUUUGUUGUAACGGAGAUGUAUGAAGGGAAAACGGUCAAUGUAGUCGAAGGAUUGAAACUGUAUGACGAACUUUUUGACGCAAAGGAAGUUUCACAACUCGUUUCUCUGGUAAACGAUAUGAGGGUUUCGGGGAAAAGAGGUCAACUUCAGGGUCAAUCAUAUGUGGCAAAUAAACGGCCGAUGAGAGGACGUGGGCGGGAGCUGAUUCAGCUAGGUCUCCCAAUAGUUGAUUCUCCAGUCGAUUGUGAAGCUCCAACUGAUAGGAAGGUUGAGCCGAUUCCAACGGUCCUGCAUGAUGUUAUUGAGCGUUUGGUGGCCAUGCAAAUUGCCCCCAUGAAGCCAGAUGCCUGCAUCAUUGAUUUUUACAAUGAGGGAGAUCACUCGCAGCCUAACAUGUUCCUUCCAUGGUUUGGGCGACCUGUCUGCAUCAUGCUACUGUCUGAAUGCGAUGUGACAUUCGGAAGGGUUAUCGUCUCAGAUCAUCCGGGUGACUACAAGGGCUCUCUGAAACUCUCUCUUACGCCCGGAUCGGUUCUUGUGGUGCAAGGAAAAUCCGCAGAUCUUGCGAAACUUGCGAUUGACUCAACCAGAAAGCAACGGGUACUCGUUACUUUCGUCAAAUCUCAACCGAGGAAGUCCAUAACGGGAUCUAACUGGGGCCCGCCGCCGAGUAGAUCGCUGUCCAACCACCACUUCCGUCACCCAUCUGGCCCACCCAAACAUUAUCACAGCAUCCCGACCACCACCGGUGUGUUGCCGGCACCACCAAACGGAGUGGUUCAACCGCUUUUCAUCGCACCUGCCCCUCCUAUGCCCUUCCCUGCUGCAUCUGUUGCUGCCAUUCCCCCACCUGGUCCAAGCGGGUGGUCAGUGCCCCGUCACCAGCCACCACCGCCACGUAUGCCUCUUCCUGGCACGGGUGUUUUCCUCCCACCGCCAGGCUCGGGUAGUAACCCCGACUCUUUGGCGAAUUCCGACAAUGGCAACGGUAACAGCAGAAACUCAUCAGAAGAGAAAGUAGACAAGAAGACGACAGAAGCGUGGAAUGGGGAUGUUGCAGGAGAAGAGAACGGCGAGGACAAGCGGAGCAGCUGACAGAGGAGAAGGAAGAAGACAAACUGGGGGAGAUGUGUGUCUGAUUAAGACAGUCAGUUUCUGGGAUUUUAUUUAGAGGGACACAAAAGAGGGAAGAGAAACAACAUUUCUCUGUUUUUCCUGCGACUAAACCAUUCGAUCUAUCCUUAAUUUUGUUUUAUCAUUGUUA
Molecule: messenger RNA, 2441 nt
Organism: Tarenaya hassleriana
Lineage: Eukaryota; Viridiplantae; Streptophyta; Magnoliopsida; Brassicales; Cleomaceae
Exons: 10
Coding region: 365-2272 (635 amino acids)
Biological process (GO): mRNA catabolic process
Molecular function (GO): demethylase activity; mRNA binding
Source: RefSeq, a predicted model, not a curated record